AUGAAGUACGUGACUGGACGAAUCCCUACUCAAUUGUGUGAAGUCAUCUCGAUCGCUAACCGCCGCAAUCCCAACAGCGUCAUUAAGGAAAUCGACCGCCUCAACAACUCCGAACUAUUGCGAAACACCAAAGAGACAGCAUCAUGGCACUCGCAAUACCAGGACUCGGCCUACAUCUACGUCGGCGGACUACCAUACGAGCUGACGGAGGGGGACGUGAUCACCAUUUUCUCCCAGUUCGGGGAAAUUGUGGAUGUGAACUUGGUCCGUGAUAAGGAGACGGGGAAGAGUAAAGGGUUUGCGUUUGUGGGGUUUGAGGAUCAAAGGUCGACGGUUUUGAGUGUUGAUAACUUCAAUGGGACUAAGAUCCGUAACAGAACAAUACGCGUAGACCAUGUAGCCAAAUACCGUGGGGAAAAGAAAGACGAUGAUUAUGAUUCCGAAGAGGAACGAAAACGGAAAAACCAGAUCCUU
This is a messenger RNA of Fimicolochytrium jonesii, 474 nucleotides long. RefSeq lists its product as uncharacterized. The transcript is spliced from 3 exons. Gene Ontology annotation, cellular component: precatalytic spliceosome; U2 snRNP; catalytic step 2 spliceosome. The record is from RefSeq and is a predicted model, not a curated record. The annotation marks the transcript as partial. Gene Ontology annotation, molecular function: RNA binding. Gene Ontology annotation, biological process: mRNA splicing, via spliceosome. Lineage: Eukaryota; Fungi; Chytridiomycota; Chytridiomycetes; Spizellomycetales; Powellomycetaceae.